Messenger RNA from Acomys russatus (golden spiny mouse), 958 nucleotides. It is a transcript of the gene Frrs1l, whose product is annotated as ferric chelate reductase 1 like. The record is from RefSeq and is a predicted model, not a curated record. Bases 44 to 916 code for a protein of 290 amino acids. Gene Ontology annotation, biological process: regulation of glutamate receptor signaling pathway. NCBI's taxonomy places the organism in Eukaryota, Metazoa, Chordata, Mammalia, Rodentia, Muridae. The transcript is spliced from 5 exons.
CGCUGCGGCCGGAGCGGCCUGGCUGCGGGAUCCGUGCGUAACGAUGGCGGGGCAGCGCCCAGCAUGGGCACUGCUGCUGCUGCGGCUGCUGCUGGCGGGGAUCUCUGCCUGCGACGCCAGCCCAGCGGACGACGGCGCGGGCCCGGGGGGCCGGGGACCCCGGGGACGCACGCGAGGGGACGCGGGCGCUGACGAGGCAGUGCCGCGCCACGACUCCUCCUACGGCACCUUCGCGGGCGAGUUCUACGACCUGCGCUACCUGUCGGAGGAGGGCUACCCUUUCCCCACCGCGCCUCCCGUGGACCCAUUUGCCAAAAUCAAAGUAGAAGACUGCGGAAGAACCAAGGGAUGCUUUCGGUACGGCAAGCCAGGCUGCACUGCCGACACCUGUGACUACUUCCUUAGCUACCGGAUGAUAGGCGCUGACGUGGAGUUCGAGCUGAGUGCAGACACGGAUGGUUGGGUUGCAGUUGGAUUCUCUUCAGACAAAAAGAUGGGCGGCGAUGAUGUCAUGGCCUGUGUCCAUGAUGACAAUGGCAGAGUCCGCAUACAGCACUUCUAUAAUGUGGGCCAGUGGGCAAAGGAGGUCCAGAGGAACCCUGCCCGAGAUGAAGAAGGAGUGUUUGAGAACAACCGUGUCACCUGCAGGUUUAAGCGCCCCGUGAAUGUUCCCAGGGAUGAAACGAUCGUGGAUCUGCACUUGAGUUGGUACUACCUGUUUGCCUGGGGUCCGGCCAUUCAGGGCGCCAUCACUCGCCAUGACAUAGACUCUCCACCGGCUUCAGAGCGCGUUGUCAGUAUUUACAAGUACGAAGACAUUUUCAUGCCCUCGGCUGCCUACCAGACCUUCUCCUCUCCGUUCUGUUUGCUUCUCAUUGUUGCCCUCACUUUCUACCUGCUGAUGGGAACCCCUUAACCACAGCUGCAAGGCCGCAGACCAGAUGGAGUAGUAAAAAAA